ACCAAAGAUAGGGUCUCUCAAAGUAUUGUGUGGACUGCUUGUCAUAGACUGAUUUCAGAGACUUACUGAAAAAAGUCAAAUCAAAUCUCACAAAUGCAAAAAAGAAAAAGGCCAGACACAAAAAUCAGAAAUGAGAGGAUAGUCUAUUUUUACUAGGGAAAUGCAAACCAAAGCCAUAAUGAGAUAUUAGCACCUCCUGCUCAUUAGGAUGGCCGCUGGCAGGAUGGCGGGAAGGAAGGGAGGGCCGGAAGGAGGGAGGCUAGGGUGUGGCGAGAUGGGAACCCUCACGAGCGGCUGGGGGAAAUGUAAACUAGAGCUGCCAGGGAAAACAGGAUGGAAGCUCUUCAAAAACUCAGGAACCAAAUCACCAUAUUAUCUGACAGUCUUGCCUCUGGGUAUAUAUUCCAAAGAAAUGAAAGCAGGACCUGGAAGAAAUACGUGUCCACCCAGAUUUAUAGCAUUAUUCACAAAAGCAACCAAAAGGUUGCUUCCCAGGCAGAUGAGUGGCUAAACAAAAUGUUUUCUCCACAUGCAGUGGAAUAUUACUUAGCCGUAAAAAGGAAAUGCAUUCUGACACAUGCCACAACGUGGAUGGACCUUGACCCGAGUGAACUAAGCUAGUCACCCAAGGACAAAUCCCAUGUGAUUCCACUUACACGAGGUACCCUAGAACAGUCAAGUCCAUGGAGACAAAAAGUAAGCACGGUGGUUGUCAGGGCCUGGCGGGAGGAAGGACUGGGGAGUUGGUGUUUAAUGGGGACAGAGCUUCAGUUUGGGAAGAUGAAAAAGUUUCUGGAGACGGAUGGUGGUGAUGGUCGCACAAGAAUAUGAAUGUAGCGAAUGGCACGGAACUGAGCUCUUAAAAAUAGUUAGGGUGGUAAAUUCUAUGUUCUAUGUAUUCCACCGCAGUUUGUGGAAACUUUAAUUCAAAUUUUAAAAACAAGGCACAGAGGAGUAUAUACUGUAUGAUUCCAUUUAUUUAAGGUACAGCAAUCAAUCAACGGUGUUCACCAUCAGAAUAGUGGUUACCCUUGGGAGGGACGAGGUUCUGGGGUGUGGUAAUAUUCGAUCUCUUGAUCUGGCUGUGAAGACGUGGGUGUGUACAGUGCAUGAAAUUCUCUGAGCCCUGCAUAUGCCUGUUACAUGUCAGAAAAGAUUCCAGAAGAAUAGAUCAUUAGCCCGACAGCAGCUACGAAGACAGAAUCUCUAAGGAUGGGACCUGGGGACCCUACAUCUUAACCCUUCCCCACUCCGGGUUUCUCUUAAGAACAUUGAACUUGGGGAAUCUUUGCUAAAGGAAAAGGAUUAGGGAACCAUCCUCCCGAUGAUCAAGAAUGCCGUUCUGCUCUAGCAACAAAUCUUCCCUAGGAAAGACAUUUCUUGAUAUCUUUGAGUCAUUUAGCUUCUGUUAGGAAAACGAGUGUCAUCUUUCAGACGUGGAAAAAUCAGUGAUGUAUAGAAGCAUGUAUUUUAAUAUGUUACAUUUUAAAAUAGUAUUUUUGGUAAUUCGUCAUGCACACAAUAGCUUGCAAAUAUUUUAUCGAGGCCCUGUAAAAACUGGCAGGUGCUAGGACCUAAUGGAAGUCAGGCAUUCAGCAGGAGGGGCGUGGUGCCCUGUUAGCAGGUAAGAAAAGCCGGCUCUUCCACCUGUAAGCUAAUGAGACUCCAUUUCAGCUCUCUCCACACCGUCUCCAAGAUAUCAGCAGCUUUUACACUCACUUAUUAAACUAAAAGCAUGUUUCUGGCAAAGGCUUUAUUGGAAGGGGCCGAUCGAGGUCUUGGGGAAGCUCUUGGAGGCCUUCUUGGAGGAGGCGGUCAGCGAAGAGGAGGAGGAGGAGGAAGAAAUAUUGGUGGGAUAGUUGGAGGAAUCGUGAAUUUCAUCAGCGAGGCUGCCGCGGCUCAGUACACCCCAGAGCCCCCUCCCACUCCUCAGCAUUUCACCAAUGUGGAGGCCAACGAAAGUGAGGAGGUCCGUCGCUUUCGGCAGCAGUUUGCACAGCUGGCUGGGCCGGACAUGGAGGUGGGUGCCACCGACCUCAUGAAUAUUCUCAACAAGGUCCUUUCUAAGCACAAGGAUCUGAAGACCGACGGCUUUAGUCUUGACACCUGCCGGAGCAUCGUGUCUGUGAUGGACAGCGACACGACCGGCAAGCUGGGCUUCGAGGAAUUCAAGUACCUCUGGAACAACAUCCGGAAAUGGCAGUGCGUGUACAAGCAGUUCGACCGGGACCGUUCUGGGUCCCUGGGAAGCUCUCAGCUGCGAGGGGCUCUCCAGGCAGCGGGGCUCCAGCUAAAUGAGCAGCUUUACCAACUGAUCAUCCACCGGUACGCCGAUGAGGACGGGCGCAUGGAUUUCAACAAUUUCAUCAGCUGCCUGGUCCGCCUGGAUGCCAUGUUCCGGGCCUUCAAGUCCCUGGAUGGUGAUGCGGACGGCCUGGUUCAAGUGUCCAUCCAAGAGUGGCUAGAGCUGACCAUGUACUCCUGAGGUGGGCGUCGAGAAGCCGGCGCCCUCCUGGAGCACAGGCGCUGCCAGAAGCCUAGCCGUGCCGUCUGCACGGUGGCCGAUGUCCGGCCCAACAGCGGUCAUUUCCUGCGAGCUCCUACCCCACCCUGCAUGCUUUGAACCGGGGCUGCCCUUUGUCGCUUCAUUAAAACAGAUGCUUUUUUUAA
Molecule: messenger RNA, 2670 nt
Organism: Suricata suricatta (meerkat)
Lineage: Eukaryota; Metazoa; Chordata; Mammalia; Carnivora; Herpestidae
Gene: CAPNS2
Product: calpain small subunit 2
Exons: 1
Coding region: 1736-2485 (249 amino acids)
Molecular function (GO): calcium ion binding
Source: RefSeq, a predicted model, not a curated record